AUGCACUCUAUCCAAAGAAGUGAUUUAAAGCGGAAGCGUGCACGUGAUGACGGCGACGACGAAUUGGCAGAGCCGGGACUUCAACGGCAGAUCCUACCGAUUGCAGCUCAUUUGAGGGCCGACUUCCACGGCGAGCCCCAGGACGGAAUGGAAUACUUGUUUACCGUUCGGCGUGCCUCUUCCCAACUUCCGUGGAUGACUAUUGCGCCAUCCAUUCCGGCUCCUCCGAAGGUUGCCACAGCAUCGUGGGUGCAGCAUGCCAAAGCUGUCAAGGCCCAGGUCAAUCGCGCCCCUGCACCCGCAACUGUUUUGGACGAUACUGGGGGUGACGAAGGCAGCCGUCGCCUGCCAGAUGAAGAAUGGAAGAACGCGUUCGUCACAGGUUUCAACAGAUUUCGACAGAACAUACAACAACCCACAAUAUAUGUGGGCUCCACACCGACGCCAAGAUAUCCGAAAGUUACCGACCGGUCUGGUUGGUAUACGUAUGUUACAGGACGACCCGACCCUUUAUCAGUGGACAAGGGGAAGCUACCGUCUACCAUCCCUACUGAACCCACACCGAGCGACCCUAGCCUAGACUAUGCAAAUGACGAUUUUCCCACUGAGACGCUCCUCCCUCCGCUUUCUUCCUCCGCCCCUAUCCUUUCACACGGCACACCACCUGUCACUGCCCUCCUCCGCUCGCUGGAUCAGAAAUCUGUGCUCCAUCUACUGAUGUACUUCGCCCACUGGCUCAACACUUCAUUGCGUCCGCCAAGCUCAUCAAUCCCCCCUUACCCUACUACCCCUUUCGAACCGGCGCUCUCGCCCGUUUUCGGGCAAUGGAUAUUUGCUCUGCUCGGUCAUUUAGACGACCGUCUCAUGAGCGGGGAGGUGCAUACGCUUCGCACCCUGGCCCGCGCUUGCAAGGAGCUUCUCGUACGGAGCUGGGAGAUUGGGGAGGAAGUCGCAUUGGCUACGGGAGAAAAGAAGGACGUGAGGGAAGAGAGGCAGAGGGAAAGAGACGCGUGCUGGAUCAUUAUUGCCGCCGUCGCGGGCGUCUGGGGCCAGACCGACAUUUGGGAUGACGCGAAAGAUGCGAUGCUCGGAGCGCUCAGAGGAUAA
Messenger RNA from Dacryopinax primogenitus, 1107 nucleotides. RefSeq lists its product as uncharacterized. Gene Ontology annotation, biological process: spliceosomal snRNP assembly. The transcript is spliced from 3 exons. Lineage: Eukaryota; Fungi; Basidiomycota; Dacrymycetes; Dacrymycetales; Dacrymycetaceae. Bases 1 to 1107 code for a protein of 368 amino acids. The record is from RefSeq and is a predicted model, not a curated record. Gene Ontology annotation, cellular component: nucleus; SMN complex; small nuclear ribonucleoprotein complex.